This is a messenger RNA of Acaulospora colombiana, 671 nucleotides long. The record is from the annotation of a GenBank genome assembly. Lineage: Eukaryota; Fungi; Glomeromycota; Glomeromycetes; Diversisporales; Acaulosporaceae.
AUGCUGAUGCUGAAAAAGAAAUUUUAGAAGUCACGGAUAAAUAUGUAGUUGAUAAAGCAACACAUAAAGUCAUUGAAGAUCAUAAGCAAGAAGUGAUUGCCGUUGAACAAGAGAAGAAAGAAAAGAGAGCAGGCAUUCUUGAAAAUCUAACUAGUGGCUUAACUAGCUUAUAUAAUACCACUACCGAAACCACUAGGGGUCUUGGAAAACAUAUUGAACAAGCCCUUACGUCCGACACAGAUGAACACGACCACCAAGAAAAAGCAACUGCCCUAAUAGUUGUCCAAUCGAAUGCCACUCCUGAAAAAACAAAAUCAAUUCUCACGGACCAAAAAAAUGAUGGAAGCUUCGAAAUAAGUCAGACUAUAGUUAAAGAAUUAGACGUUCCUGCAAAAGAAGUCGUGACAACCAUUCAGACAUAUACUACUAAUGAGAAACUCAAGAAACCAGAAUCCGCUUCUUGGUGGAAAACAGCAUUAACUCUCAGUUAUCUUAAGAGCGCCGCAUCACAACACGAAGGAGAAUGGAGAGAAAAAUAUAAUAAAGCGCGAGAAUACCUUACUUUACAAAUUGGUGACGCAGAGGCCGAAAAAGAAUUGCUAGAUACUACAGAUAAAUAUGUGGUUGAUAAUGUAACUAAGAAAGUUAUUGUUGAAAAGAAGAAAAAUGCA